Messenger RNA from Saitoella complicata NRRL Y-17804, 2165 nucleotides. RefSeq names its product DAO-domain-containing protein. The coding region runs from base 150 to 2099 and encodes 649 amino acids. Gene Ontology annotation, biological process: glycerol-3-phosphate metabolic process. NCBI's taxonomy places the organism in Eukaryota, Fungi, Ascomycota, Saitoellomycetes, Saitoellales, Saitoellaceae. Gene Ontology annotation, cellular component: mitochondrion; glycerol-3-phosphate dehydrogenase (FAD) complex. The transcript has 3 exons. The record is from RefSeq and is a predicted model, not a curated record. Gene Ontology annotation, molecular function: glycerol-3-phosphate dehydrogenase (quinone) activity.
CGGCUUUGCCCCCACAACCGACCCUCCCCCAUAUAUACCCCCGAUACGCUUCCCGGACUGCUGCCUUGCACGAAAAGGGAUCCUGCUUACCACGGAUCAAUUGCAACGACUGUUCAAUCGAUCAUUACACAACCUACACAUAAUCAACAAUGUUCCGCCAAAGACUACUUCAGAGCGCUCGCGGCGCUGCCCGCUUCCAGAGCAGACGUACCCUUCUUGCUCUUGGUGGUUUAACGGCCGGUGGUCUCGCUCUCAAUGCCUUCUCACAGCCCUUGCACGCCGAAACACCCACAGGUGUCCCAACGCACGACGUCCCAACAGGUCAGGAGUUUGAUCUCUUGAUUGUCGGUGCUGGUGCGACAGGAACUGGUGUUGCAGUUGAUGCGGCCGCACGAGGUCUCCGUGUUGCCGUGGUUGAGCGUGAUGAUUUUGCCUCGGGAACAUCGAGUAGAUCGACCAAGUUGGUUCACGGUGGUGUGAGAUACCUCGAGAAGGCCGUCUGGUCUCUUGAUUACGGACAGUACUGUCUCGUCAAGGAAGCCCUUGCUGAGCGUGGUACUUUCUUGCACAUUGCGCCCCAUCUUUCAGAUGCUUUGCCUAUCAUGAUCCCCCUCUACAAGUGGUGGCAGGCACCUUACUUCUGGGCUGGUACUAAGGCUUAUGACUUGCUCGCCGCUGCUUCCGGUGAAAGCAUGCCCUCUUCUUACUUCUUGACCAAGAAGCGUGCUAUGGAGGCUUUCCCCAUGUUGAAGGACAAGGACUUGGUUGGUGCUUUAGUCUACUACGAUGGUCAGCACAACGAUGCGCGUAUGAACGUUACUCUUGCGCUUUCUGCUGUUCUCAAGGGUGCUGUCGUCGCUAACCACGUCGAGGUUACUGGCCUGCAGAAGGAUGGUCAGGCUGCUAAUGGCAAGAUCACCGGUGCCACUGUAAAGGACAUGUUGACCGGUGAAGAGUUCCAGGUCAAGGCUAAGGGUAUCAUCAACGCCACUGGUCCCUUUUCCGACACCUUGAGGAAGAUGGAUGACCAGGAGACCAUGGAGAUCGUCGCUCCCUCCUCCGGUACUCACAUCAUUCUUCCCGGAUACUACUCUCCCCGCAACAUGGGUUUGAUCGAUCCAAACACAUCUGAUGGCCGUGUCGUCUUCUUCCUGCCUUGGUUGGGUAAUACCAUCGCCGGUACCACUGACGCUCCUUGUGAGGUCACGGCUCACCCUCUCCCUAAGGAGGAGGAGAUUGACUGGAUCUUGAACGAGAUCAAGAACUACCUCUCUCCCGACGUCAACGUCCGCCGUGGUGAUGUCUUGGCUGCGUGGACUGGAAUCCGUCCCCUUGUCAAGGACCCCGCUGCCAAGAACACCGAGUCUUUGGUCCGCAACCACAUGAUCAACGUCGCUCCUUCCGGUUUGUUGACCAUCGCUGGUGGAAAGUGGACCACUUACCGCCAGAUGGCUGAGGACACCGUCGACCGUGCCAUCCAGGAGUACAACCUUCGUCCGACUGUCUCUAAGGAGUCUAACACCAGGAGGUUGAAGUUGAUCGGUGCCGAGGGCUACGGACCCACGCUUUUCAUUCAGCUUAUUCAGCAGUUCGGUUUCGAGACUGAGGUCGCUCAGCACCUUGUCGAGUCUUACGGUGACCGUGCUUGGGCUGUUGCUCAGUGUUGUGAGGAGACUGGUAAGAGAUGGCCCGUCCGUGGUACUCGCUUGUCCCCUCUCUACCCCUUCCUCGAGGGUGAAGUCACGUACGCUUGCAAGAGCGAGUACGCCGAGACCGCUGUCGACGUCCUCGCCCGCCGUACUCGUCUCGCUUUCUUGAACGCUCAGGCUUCGCUCGAGGCUUUGCCCAAGGUCAUUGACAUCAUGGCCGCGGAGAAGAACUGGGAUCAGAAGCGCAAGGACAACGAGUGGCACGACUCUGUCAAGUACCUCUUGUCUAUGGGCUUGCCUGCUGCUAAGGGCAAGAUGACCCGUGCUCAAGUUGAGUCUGGCGAGGCUAGCAAGUCUUCCGGACCCGAGGGUCUCGACAACCAGGAGCCCAAGGGUGGAAAGCAGGUUAGGGGUGGAGGUGAUGACAGGCAGAACGAGGAGUACCCAUAAAUGGGUCGUUGCACAAAAUAGGGAGAGCGAAGUGAAGUGAAGUGAGUGUAUGCAUGAUUGUGGAGU